This is a messenger RNA of Striga hermonthica, 943 nucleotides long. Lineage: Eukaryota; Viridiplantae; Streptophyta; Magnoliopsida; Lamiales; Orobanchaceae. The record is from the annotation of a GenBank genome assembly.
AUGACGGAGGAUUACCAGGCUGAAUUUGAAUGCCUAAUGAACAAAGUGACAUCGAUUAGCGGACCUGUGUUGAUUUCGGUGUUCAUAGCUGGCCUAAAAGCUGAUAUUCAACGUGAGUUGCUUAUUUCCAUGCCCAAAACAUUGGUGGAAGCUUUUGCACUAGCGAGGGUUUAUGAAUCGAGGUACGCAGAGGCUACACCCAAGUACCGGGUAGCGAACCGAUGGGGUGGUAUUACAAACACAACACUUGAUUCGGGGGGCACAAGAAACACACAAGCUGGAACACCAACCAUAACAGGUAAAGUGGCUGGGAUCACAACCCAGAUUCGAAGUGAUAGUGUUCAGGUGGUGAAAGGGUCCAAAGGGUCCAUUCCAGUCAAGAAUAUUAGUCGGGCUGAGAUGAAGGAGCGACGACUCAAGGGCUUGUGCUAUAAUUGUGAUGAUAAGUGGUCUCCGUCCCAUAAAUGCGCUAAUUUGUUCUUGAUAUACGUAGGAUCAGAUGAGGACUUGGAAGAAAUUCCCGAGCCUUUAGAAGAGGAAGAGUUGACUAUCCAAGGCGAUGCUUCUAGUCUCAAUGCAUUAGCGGGCUCGGAUAGGCCUCGAUCGUUGCGAGUAUGGGGAAGAAUUAACGAGAAGCGUGUCCACGUGUUGAUAGACAGCGGGAGUACACAUAACUUCAUUCGGCCUGAAGUUGCAGAACGCUUGAGGUUACCGGUGGAACCUAUAGCACCUUUUAAGGUUUAUGUGGGGAGUGGCGACUCACUAGUUUGCCGAAAUCGAAGUCUAGAGUUAGCUCUAGAGAUGCAGGGGACGAGUUUCGAAGUCCCACUUUAUGUAUUACCUAUUCAAGGGCCCGAAAUUGUCCUGGGGAUGCCAUGGCUUCGUGAAUUAAGAAGGGUUGUUCAUGACUAUAAACAAUUAACCAUGGAAUUUGAAUGGAACG